Messenger RNA from Sinocyclocheilus rhinocerous, 9695 nucleotides. RefSeq names its product zinc finger protein Xfin-like. The transcript is spliced from 6 exons. The record is from RefSeq and is a predicted model, not a curated record. Gene Ontology annotation, molecular function: DNA-binding transcription activator activity, RNA polymerase II-specific; RNA polymerase II cis-regulatory region sequence-specific DNA binding. Gene Ontology annotation, cellular component: nucleus. The coding region runs from base 887 to 9010 and encodes 2707 amino acids. NCBI's taxonomy places the organism in Eukaryota, Metazoa, Chordata, Actinopteri, Cypriniformes, Cyprinidae. Gene Ontology annotation, biological process: regulation of transcription by RNA polymerase II.
UCAAAUCUAAAAUGUUUCUUGUAACACAGAUAACAGUCCACGUUGCUUAUUAAGUGUUUACAGUAGAUUACUAGGUGCAAAGGUGUGGUUGGUUACAAAAUCGGUUUUGUGACAUUUUUGUCCCAGUAGGCUACAAUUAGAAACAGUAUGGUAACUAUGGAAUAUCUCACAGCACUAAGAACAAGAUAGGUGGUGUGGAUUGUUGGACCUCUUGGUAAACUGAUGUCCUCGAGUUCUUUGACAAGAAACUAAGGUGCAAGACUGCACCCUGCAACAAUCUCAAAGGCAUGAUGUAAGAUGGUCGACAGAAUUUCUAACAAGCUCCUCCCACGACAUCGGCAGCCAUUUUAAGGUACGUUCCUUAGAUACCAUGCGCAAAAAAGCUUCCACACAUUGGACUUUGAAAUGGAGGCCCCGUAGAACUGGAGGCGGGUCUUCCUCUCCAUUCGCCGCCUUCUCAUAGGUUCCAGUGGUCGGGUGUCACGAAAGAGCCUGGGUUGAGCCACAUUGUUUGGUGAACGUGCAUCGAGUUGUGCUAACAUCAAACGACCUUUAAUGAUUGAUUUUGUUUUAAAUAAUGAAUAGUGUUACAAGUAUCUUUAACUUGCAUUGAAAGUUUUGGAAUAUCUUACGUGCGCAUUGCGCAUCGGGAAGGUGCACAGUCUUACAAAGGAAAACGACAGCAGCAGGACGCCGAGCACGACGAGUGGAUGACCAAGGACAGAACCGUGAUAACAGGACUGAGUUUGCUUUUGGAAUGUGUACUGGCAUAUUAGGGUCUUUGGUCAAAUCAGCUAUAAUGUUCCCACUGAUAUGUAGUGGAUAAGUGUGAGUUUAAGGAGAACUAGUCCUUGGAGGAGAACACCCGGAAACUUCUUUUGGAACUAUGGACUGUAAUGGAAUUCCAGUGGAAUCAGAGGAGAGCUUUGCUCAUGAGAUAGAACAGUUAAUUGAGAAGGAGAACUUUUCAAGCAUGAUGGAUUUGCAAGACAUUGCUGAAUCAGACAUAAAAGAAUUUGUGUCUGGUUCUCUGCCGCACACAUGCUACGAAUCAUGUUGGCAAGAUGUAAUGAAUUCAGCUGACCUUGAACAGGAUAAGCCAGGGGAUAAAGAAGAAAAUAAUGGUAACAUUACACCCUGUCUCUUGCCUAACUCAGUAGAGGUUGAGUCCACAUUGGAAGCACAUUCUGACAAGGCCAUAUUAGAAUCUGCUUUUGAGACAAAUGCUAGUCUUGUCGAAUAUUCCGAUAUUAGCAGCUGCUCUGACACGGAAGCAAAUCUUGAUUGCAAUUUGAGUUCAUCGGGCCUGAGCAACCAGGCUGGUCAGCCUUCAGAUGAAGGAGACCUGAUUUCAAGUAAUACGAUGCACUUAUCUUCUGCUGAGGUCUGCCAUAGUACUGUGGAAGCAGAUAUGAGUGAAAUAAAUGAACAGCAGGACACUGGACUUCCAGUGACCGCAGGUGAGCGCAAUGAAAGUGUAAAUCAAACUGGUAGUGACUGUAGUGAGGGGUUACUUCUUACAAAUGCUGAGGUUCCAUGUACAGAAAUACAAGAUGUGGACAAUAUGAAUGGUGCAGUACCUUUGUCAAAAGAUGAGCAAAUUGAGGAAAGGGAAAUGACUUGUGAUUUGGAAUGUUUUUUGGAUCAUUGCAAAGAGUUUGUUACCUCUCAGGAUGGUUCCACUUGUGCCUCAAAUCAUGCAAAUAUUGAUACUUCAUCGACUUCUAAUAGGGAUGAAAACAUUUGCCCAACCAUAGAUUCACUAAGUGUUUGCCAAUCGGAAAGGACAACCCCAGAUCCUGAAAACACAUCAUCAAACCCUGAACCUGAAAAAACAUUUGUGAUUUCUGGUGAUGGAAAAUGUUCACUUGGUGACUACCAAUUAGAUGUAAUGAACCGAAAUUCUGAAAACACAUCCUCAAAGCCCAACAUUCAAGGGAAAAUUGAGAUAUCUGGCCAUGGAAAAGAUUCUCUUGAUGGCUGUCUAUUGGAAAGCAACCAACUAGAUACUAAAAGCACAUCAUCAAAACCUGGAUUUCAAGAGACAAUUGGGGUAUCUGGACAUGGACAAAAUUCUGUUGAUAGCUGUCAAUUGGAAAGCAACAAACCCGAUCCUAAAAGCAUCUCUUCAAAACCUGUCCAUGGAAAUUCUUCUCAGCUAGUAGGACAGAAAUGCUUUACAUCUGAUGAUGAACAAGUUGAACGGAGUAGUUUUGGAUUCCUUGAGUCUUGUUUUGGUUUAAAAACUACAGCGCAGAACACUGAGGAACUGAAACACCUGGAACAUGCACAUGCAAACAAAGUCAACGAGUGCAGUCCGUUUAAUCACACUGAACCACCAGUUCUUCUGAAAACUGCCUUUGAAUCUAAUAAUAAGAUGGAUGAGGGAACUGAUGCACCAAAAGAUCCACCAGUACUCGGUACAGACCAAACGUCCAAGACCUUGCUAGAUCCUGAACAGCAAAAAUGUCUGACUGGCAAUGGUACCAUUACAAACAAAGAUUCUUUAUCAUAUUUAAAGACCCAAAAGAGAAAACUGGAGCCUGUUGUUCUCCUUAAGACAACUGAGAAAAGAACUUGUAAUGGAAAAACAUACCAUUGCUUUGAGUGCCAAGAGUCAACACAAAGUGUAGAUGAACUAAUUGAGCACUACCACUGCAUGCAUUCUCUCCAUAAGUCUCAGUAUUGUUCCACUUGUGAAAGUUACUUCACUGGUGGUACAUUGGCUGGACAACACUUCUGUGGAAAAGUCGAACUUAAUGACAAGAAAAAAUCAUCUCCCUUGUAUACCAAAGUGCUAACUGAGAAGAAAGCAAAGUUCAUAUGUAGGUACUGUAGCAAGUCCUUUGUUCGACAAGCUUAUUAUGAAGAACAUGAGCUGAAGCACAGAGUUGUCACACAUCAUAGAUGUGACUGUUGUGGAUUAUACUUUCCUAAUGCUCACAAAUGUCAAAGUCACAAGCAUAAAGCAACAUGCACACCUUUGAUACUAGACCCCUUUUUACAGACUGCAGAUCAUUCAGAAUCAAUCCCUGAAAAGAGUGACAUACCAGACGUGGUUGAAACAGUUGGCUCCAAUGUAGAACUUCGUAAUUGCUUUGUGAAACUAAUGGAUGUUUGCAAGACAAGCCGAUCACAUGAACAAAUACAUUGUGAAGUAUGUGGAAAGACUUUCAGGCUCAGAGCGCAACUGAAUGCACACCUUAGAUCACACUCGGAUGAGAAGCACUUCAAGUGUGACAACUGUGAAAAAGCAUUCAAAUAUACCUGGAAUCUUAACAAACAUAAAAGAGAGCAGUGUUCUCAAAAGAUUGUCCCACAUGAAAAAUCUUCAGUUCCAGAUGGCAAGUUGCCACCAAAGUUUAAAUGCCCAAUCUGUUUUCACGUUUUCAAGUACUCCUACAAUCGUACACGUCAUUUGCGUCAACAGUGUCUCAAUGAAUACAUGAAAAAAGGCAAAGGAAAGAUUGGUGAUAAGUAUCGAUGCCCUUUGUGUAAAGAUAUGUUUACUGUGGCCAGCAACCGCAAUAGACAUAUCAAGCAAACCUGCAUUAAACUUAAACUCUAUACAGCCAAAGGAAAGGUAAAACAAAGAAAAGAGUUAGAGGAACUUAACAAUACCAAAAAAAAGGACAAAGAGUCACCAUUGACUGUGUCCUCGCAAAAAGCAUUGCAGUACAAAUGCACUUUUUGUCCAGCGGAGUAUUCUAGCAAGUCUGGUUUCUACGGCCAUCUAGCAAAGCAUAAAUUGCUUGGACAUGCCAAAAAGGCAAUCGAACACAAGCGUGGUAAUGCUGUUAAUUUGAAAAGUUCAAGCUCUCCUGGGCAAAGACCAACUAGCCAAAAAUGUGCUGAUGACACAAGACUUCCUUUCUCUUGUCGCUUCUGUGGAAGAGCCUUUGCUUCAACUGACUCAUUAAAAAAGCACUUACGACUUCAUAAAGGAAACAAACCUUUUCGUUGUUUAGACUGUGGUAAAAAUUUUGCCAGGCAUGGACACCUAAUGGCUCACAAAAAUGUGCACAGGAGGAAUGUACAGUGUUCAGUCUGCUGGGAAGUUCUGCCGUCUAUUGGAGAUUUGUUAGAACACAGACAGUCCCAUCCAAAAAAAGGCAUGCUUAAGUGCCCUGAUUGCCCUUUGCAGUUCAAGUUUCCAGUAUUUCUGCUUCGACAUGUGGCUGUGCAUGAGAGAAGGCGCAAACUUAAGGAACUUCUCCCUCCAAAGAACCAAGCUACACCUCAAAAGGUACAAGAAAUUUACAAAGAGGAGUUCAAAUGUGGUCUCUGCCAAGAAGCCUUCAUUGACUCAAAGGCACUUAGUGAGCAUUGUUUAACUCAUAUGCCUGGACCUUCUGCAUCCAAAUGUCAGUUCUGCAAACGCCAUUUCUCGAGUCGUACUGGGCUUAUUCGUCACAUUCGCCUUCACACUGGUGAAAAGCCUUUUCCAUGUCUAACUUGUGGCAGGCACUUCCACAGAAAGGAAGUUCUUAAAUUACAUCAGGAAAAAUGUACAGCGGAGCAACCACCUCCAUUACAAACCUCAAAUGCUAAACAAUUACAGGCAGAACAUGGUGUAGACACUUCUUCAAAAAAGACCAACAAAGCCUAUAAUUGCUCAUACUGCCCACAUUCCUUUCGUUUUCCAAACAAUUUGAAACUCCAUGAGAGAGCCCACUUGGCCAAGACAGUUUUCCCUUGCUCAAAGUGUGGGAAGUUUUACAGGAAAAGAAAAUUUAAGGAUCAUGUGGAGCUCUGCAAUGGAGACGAGAUGAAACCUGCUUGCAGAAAAUGUGGGAGAGUUUUUACUAGAAAAAACUACAGAAAUAGUCACGAAAAGCAGUGCCAGGGCAAGCAGAACAAAACUGAUACUGAAACGGAAACUGGAACAGGAACAAAUGAGAAGGGCAAAUUUAAGCAGAAAUGCCCACAAUGCUUUAAAUGUUUUAGAUCUAGCAGUUUUCUACAGAGACAUCUGUCUCUUCAUUCAAAGGAAACGGCAUAUGCAUGCAUGCAUUGUGGACAGAAAUUUGACAGUCAGGAUCAAUACUUGCAACAUGAGGCAUUUUGUGAUGGUGUGUGCAAGGAACAUAGAUUGGAGAGUUUAAGAGGAUCUGAGAAAAUUAAAUCAAUGUUUGCUGAAGUAAAAAAUCAGAAAGAGGGCACUGUGGUCCCUGGAGAAAAUGGUGAGGCAUUGAAGUGCAAAUUUUGCACUAAAUCUUUUUUGAGGGCCAGAUAUCUAAGACGCCACAUUCUCACUCACACAGAAGUCAAGCCAUAUCGGUGCAAGACUUGUGAAAGUUGUUUCUCACGCUAUGAUCAUUUAAAACUGCACCAAGCCCGCUGCAGAGGAAAGCGGCAACUUGAGGUACGAGUUGUAAAGAUAAGUCUCGACAGCUUGAGCGCAAGUCCCCAAAGCAAAACCCAGGAAGAUGGUGACAUGUUGCAAUGCAAAGUUUGCUCAAAGCGGUUGUCCACCCCGAGUGAUCUGAAGCGUCAUAUGUCCAUGCUCCAUAUCACCGAUAAACCUUUUCCCUGCAAAAGAUGUGGCAAAACUUACAGUUCUAAAAAGACUUUGAUGAGGCACAACCUCACAAUCAGAUGCAAAAAGAUUUCAAGGGAAAGUGUGCCGCCUGCCAAGAAUGAUGUUCAAAUUGAACCAUGCAGAGAAACAUCCAAACUUCUGCAACGUAUACAGGUACACUACAUGAAUAAAUUUAAAUACCAAUGUGAGUAUUGCCCUCGACGCUUUAAAUUAUCUGGACAACUGAAGGUGCAUGUACGUCUUCAUACAGGGGAAAAACCAUAUGGCUGCGCCAACUGUGGAGAGCAUUUCAUCAGAACAGACUAUUUGAAACGACAUUUGGCUAAAUGCAAUGGAAAGGGAGAAAAUCAAGAAAAAAUUCUUUGUGAUAAGUGCGGUGACCUGUUUACCCGGGACGCACUGUCUGUACACCAGAAGAUGUGUGUCAUUAGCUCAAAAUCAUCCGGAUCAUCUCAAGAGGUAAAUGACAAAGACAAGACCCCCACCGAGAUAAAAGGUUUUUCCUGUACUAACUGUAGUGACCGUUUUUUAUUGUUCUCUCAGCUCCAGCAGCAUUUUUUAGCAAAGCAUAGAUCUGAUCAGCGACAAGAGUCAAAUAACGAUCAGCAGCAAUUGGUAUCAAGUCACAUGCAAGUCAUAAAGCAAGAGCAGGUUGAUGAGGGAUAUGGACAGAACCAAGAAAGCAGCAGUCAGAUAAACACAAGGGAACGGCGUGCAAGUACAAACACAGACCUUAUCAAGCCUCUUAAAUGCCCACAGUGCAACAUGCGGUUUUCCAGAAGUGCUGGCCUGGGUAUGCACAUGCGCAUACAUAAGGGAGUGUACCCGCUUUCUUGCACAAAAUGUCAUGUUGGUUUUUGGACCAGAAAGACAAUGGAGAAACACAGAAGAAAAUGUACAGGUCACACAGUUAUCUCGAAUAAUGGAUCUGCGAUGGAAAGUGCAGGUGAAUUAAACGACACUGUUCUAGUAUUUAACAAGGGUUGUAAUACAACAGGAACUGGAGUACUGCAGACUAAAUUCUCAUGUAAAGAUCAAGACCAGGAAAAUGAUGCAGAGAAAGAAGAUGUCUCUAUUCACAAGUAUCAGUGUUCUGAGUGUGAUCAGAGUUUCACCGAUGGACUGAGACUCAUAAGUCAUUUGGAGGAGCAUGGCCGUGAGGAUCAAGAGCGCAGAUCAGAUAUCCACAGAUGCCAUGUGUGCAAUAAAAUCUUUGCUCAAGCUGGUAUAUUACAAAAGCAUGUGAAAAUGCAACAUCAGGAAAAAAUUGAUAAUACUUGUGAAAUUUGUUUCAAGAGUUUUCGUUUUCCAUCUGACCUGGACAUUCAUAGAUCUCGUCAUGACCCUAGUCGUCCCUUUGCCUGUAACAGUUGUAAGAUGCGGUUUUGGACCGCUAAAGCUCUGACCAUUCACCACAGGAUGGUUCAUUUGCACGCACGCCCACCCAACUCAAAAGAAUCUAGUGCGAAAGUAAGAACGGAGCAGCCUGAAGUAUAUAGGUGUGAACCAUGUGACAAAACCUAUAUGUUAAAAAAGUCAUUCAUGAAGCACUGCAGAAUAAAACACAAAGAGGAUUUGAUCAAAUCCCUCUCUGAUAAUGAAUUGAAAAAAUCUUCUGGCAGUGCAAGUCAGGAAUCAGAUGAGGAAGACUCCAGAAAUUUUGAAGAUGAAGAUGACAGCGACAAUGACUCCGAUUCAGCACCGUACUUUCCUUGCCAUGUUUGUGGUAAAACAUUCUUAACAUCAGAAAGUCUUGAGGAUCAUCAAAGAUGUCAUCUUGGUGAAAAACCCUUCGAGUGUGAAGAAUGUGGGAAGUGCUUUUUUCAGCUUGCGAACUUGCAACAACAUCAGCGGUGCCACAAGUCGGAGUUUCAGUGUCAAAUGUGUGGUAAAGGGUUUGUCUCGCUCUUCUCCCUGCGCAAACACAAGCAGACACAUAUCAGAAAGCGUCCUCACCGCUGUACCAAGUGUCACCUGAGCUUUACACGCUCAACGGAACUAGCUGAGCACAUGGUUACCCACCGUGAUGAAAACUUUCCAUGUGACCUUUGUGAUGAAACCUUUUCCUGCAAAACAAGUCGGGCAGAACAUCGCAAGAUGCACACAGAGCAAGAAGAGGAGCUUCCACCACUGAUUCCCCCCAAACCGCCUCAAACAAUGCAAGUGACUCCUGCCAUCUCAAGUAACGUUGAGCAGUACAAGUAUCGCUGUGGAAUUUGUCAAGUAAGAUUUCCAGACCCAGAGCAACUCUCAGAACAUGGCUGCAAUCCAGCAAAAGAGCGCCCAUACUCAUGUCCUGAAUGUAACAAGCAUUUUUUACAUGGUUUCCACCUAAAAAAGCAUCAGCUCAGCCAUCAGCUGUCGGGUCCACGUUCUUAUCAGUGUAAUCAUUGCAGCAUGAGCUUCACCCACCACCACCUUUUUCGCACUCAUUUACGAAGCCAUGGGAAUGAAAAGGCUUCCAAGGACACUAACUUUCCUACCAGUGAAAAGAUGGUCCGUGUAGAAACUGUAAAGCGUGACAAAAUUUACCAGUGCCCCAUAUGUCCAGAGAGUUUUUACCAAGCCUUGGACCUCGCAAAUCACCUCUCUGUUCAUUCUCACAUGUGCAGUGUUUGUAAUAUGACUUUUCCCACUAAGAAAGACCUUGAUGAACAUGAACAAUGCCAUUUGUCUGCUGCUACUCAGUAUGAAUGCACGGAAUGUGGAGACAGCUUUCUUGGAAGUGAUGCCUUCCGCAAACACCACUGUAGUAAUAGAAAUGUGACCUUUUCAGAAAAGCACCGUUCAGCGCCAUCUGUCUCUUCCUCCAAGAAGCAGAGUUCAGGCACUCGUUUUCAAGCGGGUGAUGAAGAAGAGGAGGUUGAUGUUGGAGAAGACUUCAUUAUUUGUCCUAUCUGUAAAAGACGGUUCUCCUCCAAUAGCAGUUUAAUGGAGCACCAUAAAAAGCAUCAUGAGGAUCCGCGUCCUUUCAAGUGCUUGGUUUGUAAAAAAGACUUUACGAAGAAACGCUACCUUACGCAGCACCAGCAGAUACACAGUGAACGGCCAUACAAGUGUGAUGUGUGCUCGGAAUCCUUUAAAACCGAACCGGCUCUUGUAUCUCACCGUAAAAUGCAUGACGCAAAAAGGCAACACCAGUGCCCAAUAUGCAGCAGAACCUACCUUACAGCAAAAGAUCUUGCAAAACAUAAAAGGAAACAUGCUGAACAUCAAAACCUGAGUGAGGACAACAGAGAGUACCGGUGCGAUAUGUGCUAUAAAUCCUUCACCAUGUUUGCUCAUUUGCAAAAGCAUCUAGAAACCCAUGUAGGACAAGUGGUCUAUGAAUGCACAGAGUGUGACAAAGCCUUUGCUUUUCUAAAUCUUUUGGAGGAGCAUCAGAUGACUCAUGGUGCUGCUUCUACAGAAUCUCUUCAGUCUCAGUCACCAACCCAUUUUCUCUAUCAAAGCUCAGUAAAUGAAUGAAGGUCGAAUUACUGAUAACUCCGUUUCCUGCAAUGCAGGUUAUUCAAAAUCAUUCCGUUUUUUUGAACGUUAUUUGUUAAGAUAAGAUCAACUGUACAUACAAUUCAUUGUUGUUUUUACAUGGGCCUAACUGCUUUUAUCCACGUUGAAAUAUGAUAUUGGUGUUUUACCCAAGUUCUGAAUUGGUCCGUUAAUGUUCAUACAAUUUGCUCUGUUCUACAGUUCUGUGAACUGCUCACUUAAUUUUUGUUUGUACAGUACUCCGACUUGUGAAAAUUAAAUUUAUGUAAUCUAGAUGAUGUAUGGAACUAUAGGCAUAUGUGCAUGAAAGUCAUUGGAGAUGUUAAUGUUCCACAGUACAGUUCACAAGGAUGUAUAGUUUAGUAUGUAUAGUAAAUCCUGCGUCAUUUUUCCAUUGAAGUAAUUUUUGACCUUGCUAAAUUUACUAGCCAUAUAAUGCAUUUUUAAAUAUCAUUAUGAAGGUUAGAGGAAAUCGGUAGAUUAAUGUUAAUGUGUCAUAGUAAUGCCAAGCCAUGUUCUUUUUUUUGUCUGUUUGUAAACAUUUAAGGUCAAGUUAAAGGGUCAUUACACAGUAGUUAUAUAUGAUGUGAAUGCCUUUUAGUUCAUGUAUUUUAUGUUUAUUGAGAAUAGUCUAACUUCAAUGGCUUGCCUCAAACAAAAAAAA